GUUUCAGGAAGAAGCUUUUGAGAUCUGUUGCUCCUGGAUUUUGAGAGAGGUGCAAUGACGAUUUGGGCUGUUUCUUGAAGGUUUGUUGAAGACAGCCCCUCAUGUCCCCUUCUUACGACCAUGGGGACUACCGGACCUGAUUGGCAACAGCUCACAACUGACUCGGAUGGGGAAGAUGAAGCUUCUUUGGUGGAGCCUGAACCUACUGUGGACGUUUAUAAGAAGUGGAGAAACAAUGCAGGCUUCUGGCUGCUGGGCCUCUGCAACAACUUUGCCUACGUGGUCAUGCUGAGUGCAGCCCAUGACAUUCUCAGCCAUCAGAAAGCACCCAGUGGCAAUGGGACCAUACCGACGCCCCCCAGCAUCACUCCAGGGAACGCCUCUAAUACUUCUCGCUACGACUGCAACAUCAUCUCAACAGGGGCUGUGCUUUUGGCUGACAUUCUGCCUACUCUCCUUAUCAAAUUCAGCGCUCCUUUUUAUAUCCAUCUAUUGCCCUAUGGCCUGCGGGUCAUCAUUUGUAUCCUCACGGCCCUGGGCAGUUUCUUGCUGGUCGCCUUCUCCGCUGGCCCGGCCCAAAGCUUUACAGGUGUGGUGCUGGCCAGUGUUUCUUCCGGCCUGGGUGAAAUAACCUUCUUGGCGCUCACGUCUUUUUUUGACAGCGCUGUGGUGUCUGCGUGGUCCUCGGGAACCGGUGGGGCUGGCCUGUUGGGGGCUCUUUCCUACCUUGGACUGACGCAGGCUGGGCUGACCCCUCAGCACACGCUGCUCACCAUGAAUGUCAUUCCCAUCAUUAUGCUGGCCAGCUAUUUGUUAUUGGCUCCGCCCUCCCAUGACCCACGCUGGUGCUGGGGUGUUCACCCGCCGGGGUCUCUGCAUUCUCCUCCCUCAAGUCACCAGCCACUUCUAGGGAGCGCAACCACACACCAAAAGAAUCCAGAGUCACAAGGCCGUAAUAUCAGCUUACAAGAAAAGGGGCAGGUGGUCAAGGGUCUUUUAAAAUACCUCCUGCCAUUGGCCGUGGUGUAUUUUGCAGAGUACUUCAUCAACCAGGGUCUGUUUGAGCUGCUCUAUUUCAGAGAGGCACCCCUGACCCACGCAGAACAAUACCGCUGGUACCAGAUGCUCUACCAAGCUGGAGUCUUUCUCUCUCGAUCUUCCGCCAGCUGUGUACGGAUUCGCUAUAUAUGGGCCCUGGCAGUGCUACAGUGCCUGAACAUGGUGUUUCUCCUGGCGGCGGUGUACUUCAUGUUCUUGCCCAGUGUUUAUUUAGUCUUCGUUCUCAUCGUCUAUGAGGGGCUGCUUGGAGGAGCUAGCUAUGUGAACACCUUCCACUGUGUCAGUGCAGAGAGCCAGCCCAAGCACCGGGAGUUUGCCAUGGGAGUCGCGUGUGUGGCUGACACGCUGGGCAUCUCACUUUCCGGUGCCCUGGCCAUCCUAGUCCACAACUAUUUCUGUCGCCUCUCCUGAGGCCCGCUUCACCGAGGGACCGUCGGAUGCCUCUCUGCGCCACGUUCCUGCUUCUGAGAGACAAUCCGGACACACGCUGGGAGUUCUGCGCCUGGAGCUCCAGACAAUCUUUUUAAACUCAGUUUUUAGGCACUUAUGGUUCCAAUUCAGAUAGGGACCACAGCAGGAGGAGGGUUUAAGCCUACCCCCCCAUGCCAUUUUUCCAGCCUCAAUACAGCCCCAGAGAGUCACUACUUGCCCCAUUAGGGAAAUGUGCAGAUACUGAUGUGGGUACUGUAUGAUACCCAGGACGUAUCACAUUUGGCCCCGAGGAAUGAACUGGAAAAGAAACUAAAAUUUUAGCCCCCACACUUCUCUGGCUGUGAAGGAAGAAAGGAGUCCUAUGAGGGUCAGGGGUUCUCACCCUACCAAACGCUUGGAGAUAUUUAUUUUCCUGCUAUUUUAGUGUGUGCUUUUUUGGUCCAUCCUUUUGUUUUAUUUCAGUAAGGGUGGGAGUUAUUUUCUUGUUGCACAAGAUUUAGGGGACUGGAUAACACCACACAGAAACACAGUUCAAUGGGAAUGAGGUCAAGCCAUUAUUGGGGCGGGGGGGGAUUUUACUCCAGCACAAGUAAGCUAUAUUCUGUGCACUAGUAUAGUGGGAGGUGGGAACAGAAAAAAAUGUUUAAUCCACAGAAUCAGAAUAAAAGCUAGUUGAACUUUAUAGGUGGUUAUGAGGGAAGGCUUAUGAGGUGAUGCACAGACCCAAGCCUGUGGGUGGGGUGGGAGGACAAUAGGUUUGCAUUUUGAAUUUUGAUUAUUGUAUUCAUGAAACAAUAAACUUUGGGA
Molecule: messenger RNA, 2298 nt
Organism: Gekko japonicus
Lineage: Eukaryota; Metazoa; Chordata; Lepidosauria; Squamata; Gekkonidae
Gene: CLN3
Product: ceroid-lipofuscinosis, neuronal 3
Exons: 16
Coding region: 121-1470 (449 amino acids)
Biological process (GO): lysosome organization; regulation of intracellular pH
Cellular component (GO): membrane; lysosome
Source: RefSeq, a predicted model, not a curated record